GAUGAACAUUGAACACGCUUUAUAAAUGUUUGCUUCAGGGGAUUUUUCUAUAUAAUAGUUGUAAAAUCACUACUGUCGCUACAGUAUUUAAAGCAAUAGAGUUUGGUCUUAAUAUAAUAAACCAUUGUUUGUGUUAGAUUAGGAGAUUGGCAAAGGUAGACAGAAGGAUGUCUAGGAUGGCUAUAGAUUCACCAAGUGCCUCAACACUGCUCUUCCAAGCUUUAUCUGUGAUAGCUUUAGCGGUAUUAUGUGAUGGUUUGUACACGGAAUACUGCAUUGUUGGUGCUGGACCGGCGGGUCUGCAGAUGGGAUAUUUCUUUCAGCGGGCAGGACGGGACUAUGUGAUCUUUGAAAAAUCUAAUGUCUCAGGUAACUUUUUUGUCCAAUAUCCUCGUCACAGAAAACUGAUCAGUAUAAACAAGAGAUGGACAGGUAAAACAAACAAAGAAUUUAACCUUCGACAUGACUGGAACUCUAUCCUCAGUGAUGAUGAGGAUCUCAGAUUUACAAAGUAUUCCAAACUGAUGUUCCCAAGUGCAGAUCUUAUUCUUGAUUACUUCCGUGACUAUCAACAGAAGCUCGGACUCAACGUGCAGUUUAACACAGAAAUACGUAACAUUAAAAAGGAGGUGUGUGAAACUGCCACCGAUGGUGUGAUCUAUACCAUGAAUGAUCAGAAAGAUAAUCUUUAUAAAUGCGGUCGUCUCAUCAUAGCAACAGGUAUUGGCAAGCCGAACAUUCCAGAUUUGGUUGGUAUGGAAUAUGUUGAUGGAUAUGAAACAAUGUCACUCAAUCCAGAUGAUUAUGAAGGUCAAACCGUCCUAAUUCUUGGUCGAGGUAACUCAGCCUUUGAAACUGCUACACAUAUUUAUGGUGCUACAAAUUUGAUACAUAUGAUUGCAAGGUCACGUGUGAGGUUGUCAUGGGCAACACAUUAUGUUGGAGAUCUGCGGGCUAUUAACAAUGAACUACUGGAUACUUACCAGCUUAAGUCUCUAGAUGGAGUACUGGAAGCUUCGUUAAGUGAAGUUUCCAUUGUUAAAUCACCAGAGGGCAAACUCAUGCUGAAGAUAGUAGAAGAUGGGUCAGUGGGUGAAGAAAUGAAUGAAGAUGAAAUGGAUAAUUUUGCUAUGAGAGAACCAUAUGAUAGAAUUAUAAGAUGUCUUGGAUUUGUGUUUGAUACAGAUAUUUUCAAUAGUUCGAUGAAAGUAAAACAUCCAAAGGGCAGAGCAAAGAAAUACCCAUCUAUUAAGCACAAUUAUGAGUCUGUGGAUCACAAGGGAAUGUUUGUUGCCGGAACUGCCUCACACUCACUUGAUUUCCGGAAAUCUGCAGGAGGAUUUAUCCAUGGAUUCAGAUAUACUGCUCAAGCAUUAUUCAGGUUACUAGAGUGGCGUUACCACAGUGUACCAUGGCCAUCUGUGAGUGCACCUACCAGUCAGCUGUUGACACAUAUUGUAAGACGUAUAAAUGAAGCUUCAGGAUCAUACCAGAUGUUUUCUGUCCUCUCAGAUAUUGUCAUUCUACAAAGCAAUGAUACAUACACUUACUUGGAAGAAUUUCCUAUAAACCUCAUCCAUGAGCUACCACAGAUGUCCGGCCAUGAAGCGUCCCGGAUCAUUGUAAUCAACUUACAGUAUGGUAUCUCAUUUUCUGCCCCAGGAAAUGACAUAUUCCGCAUAGAUCGUGCCACUGGGGACCCAUCUGAAGCCCAUCAGUCCAACUUUCUCCAUCCAGCACUGUAUUACUAUGAAAAGCUACCUUCAGAGCAACAAAUGAAAUACAAACCAACAAAAGAACACUUGCCAAGACCUGCUGCCCUCCAUCAUAUUGUAGAAGAUUUCCUUACCACAUGGGAUGGUGCUAUAUCACACAUUUUGCCACUGCGCAGGUUUAUCGAAAAUGUCUUGGACUCUGAUAGAAGAAACUUCUUUGCUGAAGACUGUAUGGAAAUGGCCUUAACCCACACAACAGUUCCCCACAGCUGUCAGGAGUUCUACAUGAAUGGGCAAGGUUUUACAGGCAGCGAUUUAUACCACACAUACACCAGCAGUAGCUAGGAUGAAAAGCCAACAGCCAAAAUAUCAAUGCAUAAUUUACACUUGUUACAGCAUAAUGGAGUGGCAGAAAUACCUUUAUUUUAAUAGCUAAAAAGCCAAAACUGGUUACAGUUAUACUGCUGAUUUACAAAGAUCUGCAUUUUAUAAGUAGAAAAACUAGACCUUUGCAAAAUAAUAAUACUAAAUUUUAUGGUAAUUAAGUGAUUAGGAAAAAGGUAGAAUCUCAAGUCUUGAUUUAUUCAGUUCUUCUUUUUUUAAUUCUUAUAAACAUUGUUGCCAUUCUGAAUUGUACACUACCACUCAAAACAUCUCUACACGUUUAUAGGUGGACUUUUCGAAGAAUAAAAGCUAUUGUACUCGCCCUCACGUUGAUGUCAGAGUCACACCUUGGUUAAAGUUUUGCAUGCAAGUAUGUUUAGCUUAACAUUUAGAGGCAGUUAGCUUUGAAACAUAUUUUUUCUAUUUCUAGGUCAGUUACCAACUUCACUCGGUCAAGUCCAUACCUCUGACUAAUGCAGAUAUUGAAUUGAGACUUCACAUGUGUCAUUAAGGUUAUAAACCUAGGUGAUAGCAAGUCCCAGAAUCUGACAUGCAUUUGGUCUAAUUAUGCCCCCAUUUGGACAUAAAGAGUCCUGGUUGAAGUUUUGCAUGCAAGUACAUAUAGCUAUUAUUUAAAAGCAUAGAGCUUUGAAACUUUUUUCUAGGUCAAUAAGCAACUUCACAGGAUUAAGUCCCAUAACUCUGACAUGUAAUUUGGGCAAAUUAUGCCCCAUUUUGGACUUCAAAAUCCUGUUUAAAGUUUUGCAUGCAAGUUACUAUCUCAAAACUAAUGCAGACACUGAAUUGAAACUCUAUAUGAGCCGUGCCAUGGGAAAACCAACAUAGUGACUUUGCGACCAGCAUAGAUCCAGACCAGCCUGUGCAUCCGCGCAGUCUGGUCAGGAUCUAUGCUGUUCGCUAACGGUUUCUCUAAUUGCAGUAGGCUUUAAAAGCGGACAGCAUGGAUCCUGACCAGACUGCGCGGAUGCGCAGGCUGGUCUGGAUUUAUGUUGGUCGCAAACCCACUAUGUUGGUUUUCCCAUGGCACGGCUCAUGUAUAUUUUAACAUUUAGGUUAUAUUCCGCUUCUGGGACAACAAUUCAAAUAGUCGAGGAUUGGCUGUUUUAUGGACAGCUCUUGUUUAAGAUAUAUUUGAUAUGUACUUUAAUUUCGCAGUCUUAGUUAACAAAGGCUUGUGCUUAAUGAUUAUCUUCACUUUUUAAGAGAUAUGCCAUAUGUAUACAUUCUAGGAAACAAAGUUUAGAAUGGUUGUCUGAACUUUAUGGUGGCUUUAUAAAGUUGUACUUUGUUUAACCUCUCUGGGAGAGAAUUCCUUCAUUAACAACUUGUUCUUAAAGGGCAUCUUGAUUGCAUGUAUGUAAUUCAAAUAAGGUAUACAUAUACCAGAAUUAUACAAGAGAAAAUAUAUUGUUUUGUUAAGUUAGAACUUAAGACAUUAAGAUGCAUAAAAAUGACACUACCUAAGUUUUAAUUUUAAUUGAUGAUAUACAGACAUAACUUGAAUACUUCAGUUUGAACUGUUGAUGUGCAGACAUAACUUAAAUACUUAAACUUUAAUUGAUGAUGUACAGACAUAACUUCAAUACUUAAAUUUUUGUUGAUGAUGUGCGGACAUAACUUCAAUACUUCAGGUUUAGUUGAUGAUGUACAGAUAUAACUUCAGUACUUAAAUGAUUUGAGUAAUCUUCAUUUUUGUUUGACCUUGCCCUGUGAACACAACACAAAGGUAUACAAUGUAUAGUUUUUGUAAAGUGUUCUGCUGUUUUUGAUGUCUGUGAAUGAAUGUAGAUAAUGUGUUAAACUUGUGUGCCAUAUUGGGUGUAAAUUGAAACAAUGCCAAAAUUAUACAGUGUUCUCUUGAUAGUGGACAGUACAGGCGUUAUUUUUGAUACGAUUUUAUGCAAGUCAUAUGACACUUUCUGUCCGAAAUUGUAUAUUUUUAGGGCACAUGAAAGUUACUCAUGUCUGUUAUUAUUAAUUUCAGAGGUUCAACCAUUAAAGGAAUGUCUGCCUUUAAGUAAACUUUGCAUAAAAAUAUGAAUGAAAGAAGUAACGUUUGAUUUUUCUUAUACCAUAUCUAAAAAUGUAUUAGUGUUUCUUCUAAUUUCUGUGUCAUCUAAUGAUUGAGAUGAACAUAUAUUAAUGAAUGGAUAUCUAGUAUUUGAAUUCAUUUCUUUGUCUGAAGAGAAAUGACAGUCCUUUUUGAUACCCAGACAUCUGUUUAUAGCAUUAUAAUAAUUAUGUUUCCCUGUCUAUAUUUAAACUAUUUCCCUUUUUUAAUUUUCUCUUUUUCUGAAUUAAUUUAAUAAGAUAAUUUUAUAAUUAAGAAAUAAUAAAUAUCAAAAUUAGGUUUAUCAUAGAAUAACCAGAGUUUGGAGUUCCUAUGCCUAUGAAUAUAUCACUAAGGCUGAAGGCCUGAGUGGUAUAUUUCUAUUCAUGAGAACUCCAAAUGAGGGUUAUUCUAAGAUAAACCUUAUUUAGAUACUUAUUAUUUCGAUUCUAACAUGGCUUACUUCAAAUAACAUUAGACGGGACUCAGAGAAGUAUUUCUAUCAAACGUAAAUUAAAACAGCGUGCUAUGCCGCAGCAUUUAGCCAAAACACGGUGCGCGCACAGCAUAGUUUAAGGUCGGUUUAUUGCAGAAUAACCAGACAUAGAUUUUGCUCUACAAGUAUGUAGGUUAUUAGCUGGUCUUGUUAGAAUCAGAGUUAAUCCCAGUGGAAAAUGCAAAGAUAACUUUAACUGAUUGUCUUGUUGCAGUUUUAUGCUUGCUUUGAAGCUAUUUGUUAAUUAGCGAUUCUGUUUCAGCUGAUUCCAAUUUUUGUUCUUUGCUGACCAAUUUUUUUUCAUGUGCCUUGGUUGUUUGUUGCUAUGACAAUAGGUACUAUGUUAUAUCUUGAAAAGUUUGAUAAUUAUUUGCUUGGACAUUUAAAUGUUUAUUUGUUGGAAAUUAUAUGUGCAUCAGUGCCAGACUUCUUUGUAGCAGGUAUCUGUAAACAUAUUGCUCAACUUGGAUGUACAUAUUUUUAAAAUGAUGAAAGGAUUAGUACUUAGUACCAAAUAAAUGUUUCUGAUUUAAUUGUUACUAGUAGUUUACUGGUUGGUUGUAUUUGAGGAAUAAAUUGUGGUAACGAAGUUUACAUUUAGGAUAAAAAUUAAUUUGGGCUGAAGAUGCAGGUGAAAGGCCCUCGCAUAUACUUCAAACAGUCCAAUUUAGUUUUUAUCCAGAUGCUAACUACUUAAUAUCAGUUUAUUCCUUAAAUUUACACUUUUUUGCAUCAAUUUAUUUGAUCCAUUGUUACAUGGUUUUAAAGUAAAUGAUCUCUGAAAUGGCAAAGUGGUCCAGUAACGACAGCUGUUUGGAGCAGCAGAAAUUCUAAAAUCGCAUGAUGAUGAUCACAAUGUAUGCAUUCCAUGAGCAACUUUGAGGAAAUGCAUUUUUCUCAUGAUGGCAUGACAUAUGUAAACAGUCAUUGCCAAUUGAGAAAAUGACUUCAGGAAUAAUCUGCAGUCUUUGGGGUUGCAAUAUUAAUUGGUGAUUUGCGUACAUCAGCUAUAGCUUUAUCCGAGGAAAUGCAUUUGAAAGUUGUAAAUAUCUUCUUGAUUUCAGAUUUAUGCACACGUGCUAUAGAAACCUCUUCAUUAGUUGUAAUGAGUUCUUAAUCUCUCCUAGCAACAAGUUUCACAGAAGUAUUUUACAAAAAAAAAAAAAAAAACAUGUAGCGUAUGUUAUUUGAUUGAAAGUUCUGUUUUACAAGAUAAAAUGAAACUUGUUUAGGUUGGCUUAAAUGAAAUUAUUGACCAUCAUUAUGCUUGCCAGUAAAUAAAUGAGCAGCUGCUUAAGAAUAAUAAUGUUAUAGUUUGCACAUGUACUUUAAUUGAUUAAAAACAGUUUAUGUUAAGUUUUCAGCAACUCGGUGUGAAUUUACUCUUUUAAACAUUUUCUGUAUCUUUACAUAUAUGCACAAAAGUGUCUGAUUGAUUUACAUAUAAUAAACACAGUGUUAUUUUGUUGUUGUUUUUAUAAAAUAUAUUUAGUUCUUCUAUUGUUUCAGAUUAUCACUAAAGCAGGUUUACCAGAAUACUAUUUUAUACAGUAUGUUACGCUGUAUCCAUACCGUAGUUAUGGAAUUUAGAGUUAUGAUGCCCCAUGGCUGUAUAUGUUUAUUUUAAACUAAUUCAUUUUAGCUCAAAAUUAAGCUUAAUUGAAAAUUGAGCCCACUUCUUGGAAAAUUAAGUUUUGUUAUCAUAGUUUAAUAUUAGCCCAGUGGGGUUCAAACAUUCAAUCUACAUUUUGUGUGUCCAGCUGCUACACCAUUGUUUCCAACAGCUAAAAUAUUACAAUGAACUCAAUUUAUUAAAUACCAAAAAUUCAUUUUCGUUUUAUGCUUUACGUAUAAAUAUCAAACAAUACAUUAUUGCAUGUUCGUGUCUGGUAAUUGUUAAGGACCUUUUUUUACAAAUGCUUUGCUACAAAAUUUUGCACAACUAAUAUUUUAGCCAUUGCUUUUUACUAGUACUUCUGCUCACAGCUUUUCUGUUUGUUUGUUAGUUGUUUUCAAUGAACACUCCUUUUUAAAGUGACUUUAACUGCAUAGAUUGUUUAUUUUUAUAUUAAAAGAAAUAAAAUAACAAAAUAAAUGCUGCAACACAA
Molecule: messenger RNA, 6774 nt
Organism: Mercenaria mercenaria
Lineage: Eukaryota; Metazoa; Mollusca; Bivalvia; Venerida; Veneridae
Product: FAD-dependent oxidoreductase domain-containing protein 2-like
Exons: 12
Coding region: 168-2060 (630 amino acids)
Molecular function (GO): monooxygenase activity; flavin adenine dinucleotide binding
Source: RefSeq, a predicted model, not a curated record